AUGACACAAAGGAGUGAGAGGGGAGAUGAUCAAAGUAUCAGAUAUGUCACUCUUGGUUGUGCACGUGGAGGGAAGGCCCGGAUUAAGAGUUUGAACGUCGCAACACCACGCCCGACAGGAAAGACGGAUUGUAAGGCAAGGAUUAAUGCCUUAAAGGUUGAUGGAAAGAUGCGGUUGACAACAGUCCAUAAUACACAUAAUCACGGCCUCAGUCCAAAUAAAUCUCGUUUCUUUCGUUGUAACAGAAAAAUGAGUGAGACUGUAAAAAAAGUUCUAGAUACAAAUGACUUGGCUGGGAUCCGGAUGAAUAAGAGUUUUGGAUCUCUUGUCAUUGGUGCCGGAGGCUUCGAGAACCUCCCGUUUUUGGAAAAGGAUUGUCGCAAUUAUAUAGACAAGGCACGUCAUCUACGACUUGGUGCAGGUGGUGCUGGAGCACUUCGAGAUUAUUUUUUGAAGAUGCAGUACAAGAAUAAUGGUUUUUUUGCAUUGAUGGACUUAAGUGAUGAUGGGAGGCUAAAGAAUAUAUUUUGGGCAGAUCCACGCAGUAGGGCGGCCUACCAGUAUUUUGGUGAUGUCUUCACAUUCGAUACCACAUACCUCAAGAAUAGAUAUGGGAUGCCAUUUGCACCAUUUGUUAGUGUAAACCACCAUAGACAAUCCAUUCUUUUGGGAGCGGGGUUGAUUUCAAGUGAGAAUACAGAGACCUUUACAUUGUUAUUCCAGACAUGGUUGCAGUGUAUGGAUGGUAUACCUCCAAAAGCUAUUAUUACUGAUCAAGGUAGAGCAAUGAAAAAUGUAAUUGCUAAUGUUUUUCCAGAAAGUCGAUCUCUAAUUGAAAAGAGAUUUCAAGAGUUGUACACAAAUGCUAAAUUUAGGGAAGUCCAGCAGCAAGUAAUGGGUGUGCUCGAUAUGGAUCCAUGUCUACUCAGUGAGGAUGGUGUAAUGAAAACAUAUCUGGUGGAAGAUGAAGUUUGUGUUGAAGAGUUCACUAAGCUUGUGUCCUAUAUAGUUAACUUCAAUGUGGAAGACUGCGAUGCAAAGUUCAUUUGGAUGAUAACUUAUGCAGCGGGUUCCAAUGAGCAGUUUGAAGAUGCAAAAAAAAAGUUAUAUUCAAUGAUUGACUUGUACCGUGAGAAUCAACACCCCCUAUCUAUGACCCAAACAGGUUCGAAUGCUGGUUUUACGACACUGGAUACAAAUGCUAGUAGUUCAAAACCCGUACUAAGUCCAAAUGUUGUGUGA
This is a messenger RNA of Juglans regia (Persian walnut), 1242 nucleotides long. Its product is annotated as protein FAR-RED IMPAIRED RESPONSE 1-like. NCBI's taxonomy places the organism in Eukaryota, Viridiplantae, Streptophyta, Magnoliopsida, Fagales, Juglandaceae. The coding region runs from base 1 to 1242 and encodes 413 amino acids. The record is from RefSeq and is a predicted model, not a curated record. The transcript has 4 exons.